This is a messenger RNA of Syngnathoides biaculeatus (alligator pipefish), 2469 nucleotides long. It is a transcript of the gene ppp4r2b, whose product is annotated as protein phosphatase 4, regulatory subunit 2b. Gene Ontology annotation, cellular component: nucleus; cytoplasm; protein phosphatase 4 complex. Gene Ontology annotation, molecular function: protein phosphatase regulator activity. Gene Ontology annotation, biological process: protein dephosphorylation. Lineage: Eukaryota; Metazoa; Chordata; Actinopteri; Syngnathiformes; Syngnathidae. The record is from RefSeq and is a predicted model, not a curated record. The coding region runs from base 131 to 1438 and encodes 435 amino acids. The transcript has 9 exons.
CCUCACGGCGCCAUAUUAAUAUGCUCCCUCCUUCGCCUUGCCUGCUACUGAUGUUAGCACUAGCACUAGCACUAGCAGCUAGCUGCCAGUCUCCUGAGCACAUCCAGUGGACUGAAAGGGCAGCGGCGUGAUGGAAAUUGAUUCACUUCAAGAGGCGCUCAGAGACUUCGAGAAGAAAACAAAAAGGGAGCCAUGUCCUGUACUGGAGCAGUUUUUAUGUCAUAUUGCCAAGACUGGAGAAACCAUGGUCCAAUGGUCUCAGUUUAAGACCUACUUUCUUUUUAAAUUGGAAAAGGUAAUGGAUGAUUUCAGAGCAACGGCUCCUGAGCAAAGAGGCCCUGCCAAUUCCAAUGUGGAGUCAGUUUCCUAUGAAGAUAUGAAAGAGAGAAUCCUGAAGAUUGUCGAAGGAUAUAAUGGAAUUCCCUUCACUAUACAGCGCUUAUGUGAGUUACUUACAGAACCCAAGAAGAACUAUACAGGGACAGACAAAUUUCUUCGAGGUGUGGAAAAGAACGUAAUGGUGGUGAGCUGUGUUCAUCCAACGUCAGAGAAAAAUGGAUGCAGCGCUGUCAAGAGAAUGAAUGGAGUAAUGCUUCCGGGAAACUCUUCUUCCUUCACAGAGAGAAAAGUUAAUGGUCCAGGAACUCCACGACCACUCAAUCGACCAAAAUUAUCUCUAGCCAACACCCUUGCAGCUAAUGGACUACCUGACAGCACUGAAAAUGAAGACCUUAAAACAGACCAAGAAGGUGUUAAAGAUGUAUCCGGAAGUGAGGUUUCAGCCUCGGGAGAUAGCCUGGGGAGCUCGAUAAAGAACAAACACUCAGACACAGAAGAGGACAUGGAAUCGGAGCAGCAGGAGGUGAAGAGACUUAAGUUUGGCAAAGAUGAAGAGGAGGAGAAAGAUGAAGAGGAUGAAGAGGAGGAGGGAGAAGAGCAGGAAGUAGAAACGCCAAAGCCUUUAAAUGCCACUUGCCUCUCAAAAGAAGCAGAAGCCAUUGUUCAAGAGGAAGAAGAGAGAGUCAGUUUCAAGGAUGAGGCCUCUUGCAGUGCUACAGCUCUUGAAGACCAAGAGCCAACAAGCAGCACUCAGUCUGAAGCAUGUCCAGACUCAGGCCUAGAUGAAGAGCAGGCCGAAAAGGUGCUCUGCGGAUCGCAGCAUGAUGCCAGUGACAUGGAUCAGACAGCGCACCCGUCACCUGCUUGUGUUGCAAGCCCAGAGAACAGUGCAGACAGUGAAGAGGGUCAUUGUGACCCAGUCAGCAGCAGCAGCAGUAGUAGUAGUAGCAGUUGUAGCAUAGACGAGAGUAUAGAAGUGGGCCGAGAAGACGUCUCACCGACUCCAUCCAGUAGUAUGAAUGAGCCAACUACAGAGGCCCCGAUGGAAAGUUCCAGUGUGGAUAUGAGCACCACAGAUGAGCCUAUGGAACAGGACUAGACUGAAAGCCCCUACUCUGUCACAUGACACCACAAACCAGCUUGUUCUUAAAUCCAGCUUGACUGUCACUGGAAUGGGGAUAACUUCACCUCAUACACAAACACCUCAUCCACUUUUGGAUGCCCCUCCAAAAUGGCUACCUGGCACUGAUGUGAGCAAUCAUUUAGUCUGAACAUUUUACUUACUUUUUUUUUUCAGCCUUCUUUCACAGAUGGAAUUUUUGUGAGUUUCAGAAUUUUUGGUGGGCUGCAAAUGGUCAUUUUGUCUUUUUUUUUCUUUUUUUAAUGCCACUCAUUCCAUUGAAGAAAGGAUUGGUAUGCUGUGUCUCCUUGAAGCUCAUUGGGCACAUGCACCAGACUAUAGGCGUCAGUGAUUGCCAGCUGUGUUUUUCUUUCUGAAAUACACUUUGAACGUGCUGGAGUUGUUCAUUGACCUGAGCCCAUUCCCAUAACCACCAUUCUCCUGUUUGGCCAGCAGGCUGCAUUAAGCAAAGAUUUUUUUUUUAAUUUCACUUCGCCCCUUUCACAAAGAUGGAGCUCUCCAUGAUGUAUCCCAUGUUUGAAACCUCGUUUUUGCAUGAUACACUACCAAUCCAACAGGACUAUACUAUCACAUACUACAAUGUAGAGGUGUAUUACAGCAUAUUGUGGAUGCAUAAAGUCACCAUUAUUUAUAAGAUCAUUUCAGUUCUCUUGGUUUUUGGAGUUUUUGUCUCCCGGUUGUAGUUUCUAAAACCAGCUGUUAGUACAAAGAUGACGUCCGCUUUCUUCGUAUUGUGAUGUCACUUUUGUUUUACGGACUGAGUUCAGAUCAGUCUCUGGUUGCAGUUCUCCACCUAUUUCUGCAGCCAUACCUUUUGAUAUUUAGGAUUUUAAAUUUCUGUAAAUUAGAUUUUUGUAGAUUGUAAUACACUAUGUGUUCACUGCCUUUGUGAAACCAUAUAUAAUUGUAUAAUUUCUGUGUACUGUAUACGCUGAAUGCUUUUGGUUUCAAAUGGGGUAUUCAGAACCAGCAAUAAAUGUUAACGUUUU